Heterobasidion irregulare TC 32-1 is the source of this 1553-nucleotide messenger RNA. RefSeq lists its product as uncharacterized. The coding region runs from base 95 to 1324 and encodes 409 amino acids. The transcript has a single exon. The record is from RefSeq and is a predicted model, not a curated record. Gene Ontology annotation, molecular function: protein dimerization activity. NCBI's taxonomy places the organism in Eukaryota, Fungi, Basidiomycota, Agaricomycetes, Russulales, Bondarzewiaceae.
CCCUCUCAGUGCUCUGCACCACUCUGCACCCUAGCGCACCGAGGCCGCUUGCAGCACAUUCCUUCAAGCCCUCAAGCCCUUGCCCUUGUCAACAAUGACCACAGAAUGCCCUCUCAAAGAGGCGACAUCUUAUGCGGCCAGCUGCAAUCCCCCCCGUCGCGCGAAACGCCCUCGAACGGGAUCUCUCACUGAUCCUACCAAACUCGUGUCGACGACGUCAGCCGCAGUUGGCGACCGAGAUCCGUCGGCGGCCGCCUCGGCAGGGAAUGACAGCGAAGAACCCGGGACUCCUGUUGCACCGCCGCCCAAGCGCCGCGGCCGAAAGCCUUCCACUCUUUCGCGUGCCACACGCGAAUCAAUACGCAGACAAAACCAUUCGAGGAUAGAGAAGGCGAGACGUACGAAGAUCAAUGACACGCUUGCGGCUCUGCGGGCGCUUGUCCCAGCUUGUGGGAAAGUCGGAGAUGGGGCUGACGAGGAGAAAGACGAGGACACUGAUGAAGAUGAGUACGCCGAGGGAAAGAAAGGUGCUGGGAAGAAAAGGCAGGAGAAGGAGUUCAAGCUAGAGGUGCUGGAGAAGGUGGUAGCCUAUGUCAAGGAGUUAAAGGAGAAGAUCCGACUGCUCGAGCAGCAUCCUUGCGCUUGCGGUGCUGAGAGGAAAGGGCCUCGUCCCAAGACGCAGCUGCCAAUCACACGGAAGAGGCAGCGUUCCGAACAAGACGAGGAAUACCCGGAGCCUAUCACGACUGACAUCCGACUCUUAGAUCCAUUAUCUAUAGGUGUCGCGGAAGGCGAUACCAGAUCGCCGCAUAUUAAGAGACCUAGGAUGUCGCACACGCAGUCUGCCCGUACAUCUCAGGUCUCCGGCACUCGCCUUCCCUCUAUCUCCGCUUGGCUCCCGAACCCGCAUAUGGAUGCGAGCCUCAUUUUACCGGACAUGCAACGUUCUUCUCAACAGCAGCUGAACACUCCGCCCACAUCCACAGAGUUUCAUGCCGUCGCGAGCCCCUCGAUCCCUCCUGCACUCUUACUGGACCUUCCACCUCCCAGCGCGCUCAGUCGGUCGUUUGCAACUUCCACAAGUUCACGGGUCACUAUCGGUGUACCCACCUCACAGUCAGGUCCAUUCACGAGGACAAACCUUCUCAACUCUCCGCCGUGGACGCCAGAGGAUGAGUCGGCUGCGUCGAUGCUGCUCCAAAUAAAGGCUCUCGGCUCGCCGUUAGCUUUCAAAGGUCGUUCUUCUACUGUGGAGGGGGUUGAAGGGGGGAUACGUCGAGUGCAGACGCCUUCAUCGUUAUUAGGAAUUGACACGAAGCGCUGAGUCAAUUGCACGGGGCAAUCAUUGCCUAGGAGCUCCAAUAUUUGGAUUGUAUGACCUAGACGCUGGAAUGGCUAUUGAGUGUAGGUUUCAUAGUAGAUGUACGAUACAUGUGUCGUGCGGGGAGCUGACAAAUUAGCUAGGAUGACCGUUUCUUUCGGUGGCCAUCGUAUGCACUGCAUCUGAGUUGUUGGAGAAUGAUCGUGAGCUAGAAUGGAUUCGAUCAAGAUUG